GCCCUGCGGAACUGUUCAUCGGAUGCCAUGUCUACACGGACAAAAAUAAAGAAACCAUUCACUGCACUUCCGUUGCCCAUGACACCGGAGCGAAGUUCUGACAGCUGAUUCCUAAAUCAGUUUAUAUCCACUUCGUGCCUCCAGGGCGUCAUUUUUGAGGUUAUUUGCAGACGCACGAAGCUGCUAUCACAUCCGGCUGGAGUUGCAGACAGCGACCAGAACAGAGGAGGGGCGGCUGAUUAUGGUGUAGCACGGAGUGCUAGCUCUGAGACAGCAGGCAUUUGAGCAGCAGUGCAUUGCAGCACGGCGCACCGUGGUUCGGACAGUCAUAUCACACCAACGUAGCCAUGCUAACACUGGCCAGUAAGUUGAAGAAAGAAGACGGAGGAAAGACAGGCCGUGCCUCCGGAGCCUCAGACUCCACCCACAGGGUCUCAAUCAGAGACCGCCUCCUUACCAAAGAAGUUGCCGAACUUGAAGCCAAUCUUCCUAGCACAUGCAAAGCCAGUUUCCCAGAUGAGGAUAAGCUGCAUCAUUUUCAGCUGGCAGUUUCUCCUGAUGAGGGUUACUACCAAAGUGGAAGGUUUCAAUUUGAAAUAGAUGUCCCUGAAGCCUAUAACAUGGUGCCUCCUAAAGUGAGAUGUCUGACCAGAAUAUGGCAUCCUAAUAUCACGGAGAAUGGAGAGAUCUGUUUAAGCUUAUUGCGGGAGCACUCUAUUGACGGCACAGGCUGGGCUCCCACUAGAACAUUAAAGGAUGUGGUCUGGGGAUUGAACUCCUUGUUUACUGACCUUUUGAACUUUGAUGAUCCACUGAACAUUGAUGCAGCAGAACAUCAUCUGAGAGACAAGGCAGAAGAUGAUCCAGUCCUAGCGGAGAGGCUGAACCACUUCUUUGCACGUUUUGACGUGGAACGAUCAGAAACAGCAGCAGUUUCAUCAUCCAACUGCAACGGUUACAGCUUCAUCCUACCAUGUCUGAAGUCAGCCACAAUUGUGCCGAUACCUAAACAAACCAGCAUCGGCAGCCUAAAUGACUUCAGACCAGUCACCCUGACACCAGUUAUCAUGAAGUGUUUUGAGAAACUGGUGAGAUGCCACAUCAGGUCCUGCCUCCCAGCUACCCUCGACCCAUUUCAGUUCGCAUACAGCGCGAACAGAUCAACAGAAAAUGCCAUAGCAACAGCGCUCCAUGCCACCAUCUCCCACCUGGAACUGCAGGGGGGAUAUGCCAGGCUGCUCUUUGUUGAUUUUAGCUCUGUUUUCAACACUAUACUCCCAGACAGACUGACUGUUAAGCUAAUGGACGUUGGUCUUCCAUACACCAUCUGCAGUUGGCUAAGAAACUUCCUCUCAGACUGUGUACAGAGUUAGAGUUGGCUCACAUCUCUCCACAGCUCUCAGCAUUAACGCCGGAUCUCUGCAAGGCUGUGUGCUGAGCCCACUCCUCUACACCCUGUGCACUUAUGACUGUGUCAGCAGCCACUCAGACAACGUCACAAUCAAGUUCGGUGAUGACACCACCGUGAUCGGAUUGAUCUCUGAUGGCGAUGAAACGGCAUACAGGGAAGAGGUACAAAGGCUAGUGGAGUGGUACUCAGAACAACUUGGUCAUUAACACCUCCAAGACCAAAGAAUUCAUUGUAGACUUCAGAAGAAGGAAGUCCAACCUGCAGUCAAUCUGCAUUAAUGGACAGUGUGUGCAGAGGGUGUCCAGCUUCAAGUUCCUGGGGGUGUAUAUGGAUGCAGAUCUCCAAUGGGGUUCCGACACCUCAACGGUGGUGAAGAAGGCUCAGCAGCAUCUCUAUUUCCUGAGGAUCCUUACGAGGCUGAAUCUGGAAAAGAAACUGCUGACCGUCUUCUACCGCUGCUCCGUGGAGAGCGUUCUGACGUACUGCAUCUCUGUGUUUUGUGUGCUGUACCACAGCACAUGAAAAGGCCAUACAGAGGGUCAUCAACACGGCCUAAAAGAUCAUUGGACACUCACUCCCCUCCCUGGAGGACCUUUACAGCACUUGUUGUCUCAGAAGGGCCUACACUAUCAUCAAGGACAGUACACACCCAGGACUCCGGAUGUUUGACCUGCUGCCCUCGGGCAAAUGUUACAGGCAACUAAAAACAAAAACAAACCAUUUGAGAGACAGUUUUUAUAACAGGGCCAUAUCCAUGUUAAACAAAAACAAAAUAGUUCACCUGUAGGCAGAUCUAAUUUCCGUUCAAGUUUAAUAACUUAGGUUGCAAAAGCACCAUGUGCAAUAACUGAUGCUGCAGUUGUACACCUGUGUAUAGGAUAUCUUAUAGUUAAAUUAUGCUUGUGUUCUUUUAAAUUGUUUAUUGCUCUUUUAAAUUCAUUAAUGUUUACAUAUUCUUUUCUUUUAAUUGCA
Molecule: messenger RNA, 2383 nt
Organism: Archocentrus centrarchus (flier cichlid)
Lineage: Eukaryota; Metazoa; Chordata; Actinopteri; Cichliformes; Cichlidae
Gene: ube2f
Product: ubiquitin-conjugating enzyme E2F (putative)
Exons: 11
Coding region: 348-1373 (341 amino acids)
Source: RefSeq, a predicted model, not a curated record